GAAGAGUACAGUACUGCAGCCCCAGGCGCAGUAAGUCGCGGAUCUCCAGGCGGCCACAUCGGCUGGGUCGCCACGCUGGAUCCGAUGUGGCAGGCAAGUCACACGAGCACAGACGACACGCCCGACAAUUCGAGACCCUCCUCUUGUUCGAUCUUGAUCAGCGCCGGGACCAUUCCCAUCGAUCGUCAUUCCCCACAGCGCGAGCGAGCGAUGAGGGUUUGCAGCAGGCGGAGGAUCGACGAGCGGAGAGUGACACAUCUCGGACGAGCACGACGAGGCGGGAGGGCCGAUUCUCGGAACAGCCGAUGCGUAUGACCAACAAAGAGCUCGAGUCCAGUUCCGAUUGCUUAACGGGUUCCUGGCAGUGUGGAGAUUUGGGGACGAGGGAACUUGGUCCUCCUGCUGAAUCUGGCAUCAGGAGUAGUGGACUCGCAGCUGCCGAGCUUUAGGAGAUGGAAAUUUUGACGCUAGCCUUUUUUUUCGGGGGAUUCUUUGGUCAACUUGCUGUUAUUGCAAUAAGGUUACGGGCGCUGCUUAUGUUUACUGGCCGAUUGCUGUCCUGUAUUGAUCCCCUGGUUGGAGGUGGGGCAGUUGCGCAGAUUGUGAGCAGCUUGCGAGCUGACAUGUAGAGGGUGAAAUUGGUCGAGAUGGUUUUGGAGAACAUUUCUUAUAAGUUACUGGUUUCGAAAUUGGACUCUGGUGUCCUUCUCUUUCCCUGUGUUUCGAGUUGACUCGCAUUCAAAGAUUCUCUGCCCAAUCACUUACGAAGGAGAUUCACAGCGUACAAGGGCAUGCAUGCAAUUCCCCUUUUACGAACUAGUUGACGGGAUGAGGGUGCGUCGAGGGCCUCUUUCUCGGUGUGUGUGAAGCAGGAGGGCUACAAUUCCACCAGGAUUGCCCGCUCCUUACAGUCUGCAGGACUUUUUGUUCACUGGGGACAACCUCAAACAUCCUCAUUGAGACAUCUGGCCUUCAUCGAGUUGCCUCAAUCUUGAACACGUGAUAGCAGACCACUCUCAACUUGGAAAUCUCAAGAUUGACAGAGGACGAGUCGACAGAGUGGCUUCUUGUGCAACCGUCCACGCAACUUGAGAUUCGAUGACGCCUUUUGGGGAACAUGAGAAGACUUUCGUCGACAUCUUAUCAAACGAUUCGCACCAUGAGAACGCUCAUCCUGGUGAAAUUGAAACUGGAGUUGGGGUCCUGAACGAGGCUGUUCUUCUGCCUCACGUGGCAGAGUUGGAAGCACGAGCCACGGUGAAAUUUGACAAGUCUACAUUUAUUAAGGAGCAAUUUUACCACAAUUUCUUCCCACUUUCUAUACCUGUGAUGUACCAUCUGGAAGGGAAGAAAUGGGGUUUGAUCAAUCGCGGCUUCCUGGGCUUCGACCGUUGUGUUCUUAUGCUUUCUCAGUGGUUUUUGGCUGCAAACUUCUACGUUCUCAAUGUUGUGAGCCUGGCGUACGUCUACAAGGCAAAGCACUUAGACUACUUGUAUUACGUCGGACUGGUGGACUACCUCUGGUUCAUGCGCAACAUGGUAGUGGCCACCAAGUACGCCUUUCUUUCUAAAGUUGAGAGGGAGGAAAUGAAGACGCGUUAUGUUCCGCAGGACGUGCAUGACUAUAGAACUCUGCUUAGGGCAUGGAAGGAUCCGAUUCCCGGUCGGGUACUAAAAACUGAGCUGCUAUUGGCUGCCAUUCGGAGCAAACAAGCUUUACGAAAGACUUGCUUCUCAUUAGACACGAGAUUUGACUCAGCAAAUGCCAUCCAUGAUUUGAUUCUUGAUCUCAAGCUCAUAACGAGAGACGAUAUCGGCCUCAAGGAACCAGACGGAUGGCUGGAAAUUCUUAGUCAAGAUCUCACAAAGAAUCCAAUUGCUGUAUUAGAAGCAGGAGGUUUAGGAAAUGUCGAACUCCUUCCCGUGAUACUAUAUGCUGCACAUGUUAUUCAUCAAGCAUCUAGCCUAAGCAGGUUAAAGAGGAUAGGGCACAGCCUUCUUAGCCAGCAUAUUACUGCGUGCUCACUUUUACUGGGCGGAGCACAUGCUGUUAUCUUGACGGCGUGCCGUUACAUUUUUGGAGGACAUGAAGUGCCGGGUCCAUCAUGGACUCUGUACUCUGUUUUAAUUCCAGGCUUUGUUCUCAUGAGUUUUUCAAUGUUUUCAAAUGUCGGUUUCAUGAUGGUCGGUGUGCUGGAUUUUAGGCGCCGUCAUUUUAUUGCUGAGAGUCUUGACGAUCUCCUGCGCACUAGUCGGUAUACAGGCAGUCACAACGCGCGCGUCUUUUCUGGGCGAAUGGCACGUUUCACAGAUCGUUUCUCCUGGUUCCGAUCUCCGGGGAACGACAUGGAACAACCUAGCAUUAGUAGAAGUUCCAGUAGCGGCAAAUUAUCAGGAGAGGGUAUUGGCUUUGAUUUUCAAGAUUCUGAGUCUCUAUUAGCCUGGUGGGCUUGUAGGCAGCUUUUGCAGAAUUUUGGUCUCGGAUUCUACAAACGUAUCAAGUAUUAUAACACCUACUUCGCAGUCUAUUGCGGGGUUCUACUCAUGUUCGUGGUGCUGAAGAUGCUCACAGGAAUAACGAAACGUGACAUAUAUCUUUUAGUCACAGUCCUAUUUAGCAUCAAUGUCUUUUUGACUCUUUUGGCUCUCAUGGUGUGGCCCGGUGGAGACACCAACUAUAUGCUGCAACAUCAUGGAACUACAAUGAUCAACCGCAAGAUGAAUACACACAUGAAGAUGACACUUGAGUUGCAUCAAACGAUCCCGACUGAAGACCUAAAGAAAUCAAGGAUCGCAUUGCGGACAAUGACCGGCAUUGCUGAGGUUAUGAAAUGGGAUAACAUGAAGUCAAAGCUGUCCAUCUGCGGAUUCGAAGCCGGGGAUCAGCUCGUCAGUGUAAUCGUUGCCGUGGUUGCUGCCACUAUGUCAAUUGGCAUCGGACAAAUCGUCCAGAACGGGUUGGGAGGUUGAUUUACCAUCCCGACCGUCCUCUCUCUGAUUAACAUUGAACGCUAUGUAAGUCGUGAAUGUUCGUAACUAUCUGAUCACGAAAAAAGUGUUUACGAGCUGGCCCGAUAGCGCAGCAUCUAUUCAUCUGUUCGCUGUAACCGCUGCCACCAUAGAUGAUCGAGGUCACGGGCUACCCAUGUGAAGGUUUCAGAAGAGGAAUUUCCUGAUUCUCUCCUUCACAUGCAAGAGUGGAACGUGGGGGCAGCACAGCAAGAACUUAGACGUGUGUUGAACUGGAACAAACUCCAUAUUCCAAACGCUAGCGAUAUUCCUGUAAAUAUAAUGAGCCAAGAACUCACAUGGUCUAGAUGAAUUCUAUCUAGACCAAGACGGUGAUGAAGCCUCGGCUGGUCACCUUUUGAUGACCACUGUGUACGAAAACGGGUGAGUAGUCCUACCACGGGUAAUUAGUUGACACUAUGACAAGACUCCAAACCGUAACUUAAUGGCAAGGCAGAUAGAACUUUUUCUUGCGCCGUCGCAAAGGCUGGCGACUUAUGUAAUAUAUUUAUCCUCCACGUCUGGGAUGAUCUGUACAUUAUAAGAAGGAGAAUUCGUCGAAAGAGGUUAUCCAUCUGAUUGAAGGCUGUCAAAGUGGAGGCUGGCUGGCUCUUUUCCAAGGGCUUGACGAUCACCGACAAAAAGUUCAAGACCUGGAGGUUUUAGGUGUUAUCAUUAAAGGUGAUCAGGCCUGCGUGGGGAGGAUGGGUAAAUUUGAGUGUCUUGAGAAUAUCACACACAAGGAAACUGCCGAAACUGUGGGGUUCUAGGUAAGUGGAAUAUUGAAAGCAGUCUGGUGAAAGUGGCUUCAGUUGAGCAACCUACUACGAAGUACCCCGACUAAUGGUUGUGGUGGAAAGCAACGUGCCGUAAGUCUGACAAAAUCUCACGUGAUUUUGAUUGCAACAACGCGAACUAGUGGUAUAACACACAACAAGCAUGCAAAUUUGCUCAUGACUUAAGCAAAAUUGAGUACGAUGAGUAGUUUGAUGCAGG
Molecule: messenger RNA, 4005 nt
Organism: Marchantia polymorpha subsp. ruderalis
Lineage: Eukaryota; Viridiplantae; Streptophyta; Marchantiopsida; Marchantiales; Marchantiaceae
Source: the annotation of a GenBank genome assembly